Messenger RNA from Pleuronectes platessa (European plaice), 3846 nucleotides. RefSeq names its product potassium voltage-gated channel, subfamily H (eag-related), member 2b (gene kcnh2b). The record is from RefSeq and is a predicted model, not a curated record. Gene Ontology annotation, cellular component: membrane. Gene Ontology annotation, molecular function: inward rectifier potassium channel activity. NCBI's taxonomy places the organism in Eukaryota, Metazoa, Chordata, Actinopteri, Pleuronectiformes, Pleuronectidae. Gene Ontology annotation, biological process: potassium ion transmembrane transport; regulation of heart rate by cardiac conduction; regulation of ventricular cardiac muscle cell membrane repolarization.
GCUGCGAAGAUGCCGGUCCGGAGGGGCCACGUCGCUCCGCAGAACACCUUCCUGGACACCAUCAUCAGGAAAUUCGACAGCCAGAGUCGCAAGUUUGUCAUCGCAAAUGCCAGAGUGGAGAACUGUGCCAUCAUCUUUUGCAACGAUGGCUUCUGCCACAUGUGUGGUUACUCCCGGGCUGAGAUCAUGCAGAAGCCAUGCACGUGUAACUUUCUCUACGGACCUGACACCAAGCGACUGGCUAUUGCCCAGAUGGCGCAGGCCCUGCUGGGGUCAGAGGAGAGAAAAGUGGAAAUCAACCUCUACCGCAAAGACGGUCAGUGCUUCCUAUGUAUGGUGGAUGUGGUGCCAGUAAAGAACGAGGAUGGCGUGGUGAUCAUGUUCAUCCUCAACUUUGAGGUCAUGACAGACGACACACUCGUAGACCACAAAGAGGAGCUGAACCAUCGCCUGCCCACCUGGCUCGUCACAGGUCGCCCACGAGGCUUCAAGCUGCGUCUUCCCCUGCUGCGCUCGCUGUCCAACAGCAAAGCGUCUUUGAACGACCCUGAGACCGGUCACAUCCCCAAAGCGACACCUCUGCAGCCGCACUCAGACCACCACAGUCCCGCGACCUUAGGCCUGGGGGAGUUCCUGCCCCGCCCCCACUUACAGCCAGACCACCAGGAGAAAAUCAGUGGAAGCAGGUUAGCUCUGCAAAGUUGGCCAGAAGACCGUCGGGAGGACCAGCGCACUUUACUGGGCUCUAGGCCUACUGUACCCCAUCCUCCACCUCAGCUUCCUCCACACGGAACCCACCUGGUGGGUCCCCUGACCCAGUCAUCACCCUGCAUAGCGCCCCAUCACCGCCUCAGUCUCAACCCAGACGCCUCAGGCUCCAACUGCACCUUAUCACAUAGCCGCUCGCGGGAAAGCUUCCACAGCAUGCGUCGCGCAUCCUCUGUAGACGAGAUCGAAGCCAUGAGGACCGACUGGGAAAAAAAGAAUCGGAGAGCAAGUAUCCGGCCAGGCAGCAGCAGCACGGGUGCAGUAAACAGUAAAUCCAACAUACUGAACUCCACGUCAGACUCGGACCUCAUGCGGUACAGAACAAUCUCCAAAAUUCCCCAGAUCACCCUCAACUUUGUUGAUUUCAAAGCUGACCCACUCAUCGCCCUGCCCUCGGGGGAGAUGGACAUCAUAGCUCCCUGCAAACUCAUUGACCGGACGCACCACGUCACAGAGAAAGUCACACAGGUACUGUCACUGGGUGCAGAUGUGUUGCCGGAGUACAAGCUCCAAGCUCCUCGCAUCCACAAGUGGACAGUGUUGCACUACAGCCCGUUCAAGGCCGUGUGGGACUGGCUUAUCCUGCUGCUGGUCAUCUACACCGCCAUCCUGACCCCUUACUCAGCCGCAUUCCUCCUCAAUGACCAGGAAGAGGUUGCUAUGCAGAAUUGUGGUUACUCCUGCUCUCCUCUCAACGUGGUGGACCUAAUGGUGGAUAUCAUGUUCAUCAUUGACAUCCUCAUCAAUUUCAGGACAACUUAUGUGAACGCUAAUGAUGAAGUGGUGAGUCACCCUGUGCGUAUCGCUGUCCACUACUUCAAAGGCUGGUUCCUCAUCGACAUGGUGGCCGCUAUCCCCUUUGACCUGCUCAUCUAUCGCAGCGGAGAGGAGACCACCACUCUGAUUGGUCUGCUGAAGACUGCUCGCCUCCUGCGCUUGGUCCGUGUGGCCAGGAAGCUGGAUCGCUACUCGGAGUACGGAGCGGCUGUCCUGUUCCUCCUCAUGUGCACCUUCGCCCUCAUCGCUCACUGGCUGGCCUGCAUCUGGUAUGCCAUCGGUAGUGUGGAGAGGAAUGGUUCAAUUGGCUGGCUCCACACACUGGGGGACCAACUGGGAAAACCCUACAAUGACUCCAUCCCAGGUACUGGACCUUCCAUCAAAGACAAGUACGUCACGGCUCUGUACUUCACCUUCAGCAGUCUGACCAGUGUGGGCUUUGGAAAUGUUUCCCCAAACACCAACUCGGAGAAGAUCUUCUCCAUCUGUGUCAUGCUCAUAGGAUGCUCAGAGUCAGGGAGUUCAUCCGUUUCCACCAGAUCCCCAACCCGCUCAGGCAGAGGCUGGAGGAGUAUUUCCAACACGCCUGGUCCUACACCAACGGCAUUGACAUGAAUGCUGUGCUGAAAGGUUUCCCAGAGUGUCUCCAGGCAGAUAUCUGCCUCCAUCUGAACCGGACCCUGCUGCAGAACUGUAAGGCUUUUAAAGGCUCCACCAAGGGCUGCCUCAGGGCGCUGGCCAUGAAGUUCAAGACCACCCACGCGCCUCCUGGUGACACGCUGGUCCACGCCGGGGACGUCCUCACCGCACUCUACUUUAUAUCCAGGGGAUCCAUAGAGAUACUGAGAGGAGAUGUGGUGGUGGCCAUCUUGGGGAAAAAUGACAUCUUCGGCGAGCCCAUCAACCUGUAUUCCCGGCCGGGUAAAUCCAACGCUGAUGUUAGGGCUCUCACCUACUGCGACCUCCAUAAAAUCUUCAGAGAAGACGUUCUGGAGGUGCUGGACAUGUAUCCUGAGUUUGGAGACAACUUCUGGAACAACCUGGAAAUCACCUUUAACCUCCGGGAUACCAACAUGAUCCCAGGCUCUCCAAGCAGUGGCGACUCAAACUGUGGGGGAUUCAACAAAUUACGGAGACGCAAGUUAUCAUUCCGACGACGUACAGAAAAAGACGAGGCAGAUGCUGGAGAAAUUAAAAAGUCCCAUAAGUCUGUGAGACGAAGACAUAGGGAGGCAGCUAGCAACCAUACGCAGGGGGAGGCGCCUCAGAGGACGUGGGAGUCACAUCGGAGCUCAGUGUCGUCUCACUCCAGUGGUGAUGAGGGGGAGGAGUCUGUUGUGACGGGCCUGGCCCCUCCUCCGGAAGUUCUGGGUAACCCACAGGGUCACGCCCCGCCAAUGAACUUCAAAGAGAACUCUGAGGCUGAUGGAGACCCCAAGACUGGGAACACCUGCAAUGCCCUGUCAGGUGCUUUGUCAGGCGUGUCCAACAUCUUUAGUUUCUGGGGGGAGAGUCGGGGGGGCGGUCAAUACCAAGAGGUUCCCAGCUGUAGCCUGACCUCCCCGCCGACAAUCAACACGCCGUUACACAGCCUGAGCCGGCAGCAGCGCAACCAGCUGGACACGCGACUGGACAUGCUGCAGAAACAACUCAACAGGUUGGAGAGUCGCAUGUCAACAGACAUCGGAGCCAUCAUGCAGCUGCUGCAGAGACAGAUGGCUCUGGUUCCUCCUGCUUACAGCGCUGUCUCCACACCACCUCAGGCCUCGCCUUACCCUGGUCCUAGUCCAGAGCCAGGCCCAGGAGAGACACUGGUUCAGCCUGUUACACCACUGGAGACAGACACCUUAGCUUCUUUAUCACAGAUCUUGGAUUCCCAGGACUUUGAGGAGUUCCCGGCGCAGCCUGUUGAACCUCUGCAGGCCCAGGAAUCUUCUCUGAUCCACACGAGCCAGGGUCCUCUCACUCCCUCCAGACUCGACAGCCUGGGGCAGCAUCUGGAGCUGGAGCUGGAGCUGGGCCUGGGGACGGGGGCUGCGGCAGUUUCAGGCCCAGCAGCAGGCUCAAGUUUAGAGUUGGAGUUAGGGAGUACGGCGACGGUGGGCUCAAGCUUAGGAGCAGCGUUAGACUUUGGCUCAGAGAUGUGUGUCGUGUCCCGGAUUGGGCUGGCGACUGGUUCGGGAGCAUCUCCUCUGGAUCCUGAAACUCAAAGGAGGCUGUCCCUCCAAGAACCGCAGACGCCACUGGACUCAAGGACACCACAGAGACACGGCUCCGACCCCGGGGGGAGCUAAGGAAGCG